Messenger RNA from Ictidomys tridecemlineatus (thirteen-lined ground squirrel), 5171 nucleotides. The record is from RefSeq and is a predicted model, not a curated record. NCBI's taxonomy places the organism in Eukaryota, Metazoa, Chordata, Mammalia, Rodentia, Sciuridae.
CCACCACGGGUUUUCCCUUUUGGUUUUGAAGUUUGAACUGCGCGGCUCCUGACUGGAACCGGCUGUGAUUCGGAAAACAGCCCCCAGCCACAAGCACUGCUGCAGAGGAAGACCCUGUGCUGCAGCCCCCACCCCAUGAGGCCAGGCCUGAGGACUGCUGGGCCACCCUAGUGCAGGGGCCGAGGGGCGGGCGCAGGUCCCCGGUGCCCUUGGCCACCUUGUUUGCAUGCAGGUGACUUGAUCAGUGAUUUUUGUGAGCGGGCUCUGAGGAGCACCAUGCCCCUCUGGGGAGUGGCUCCCCUCUCCCAUCGCGUGCCCCCACUUGCUCAGAGCGCUUCUGAGGCAGAUCCUGGUGUCCAGUGUCACUGGUGGGAAGUGAAGGUUCAGGCAGGUGCAGAAAACCAAGAGGACAGGACAGGAGGCAGCCCUUCUGCUGCUGGCCUGGCCUCUAGGCCUGUGUCCAGAUGGCCUGGGUGAGGCUGCUGUUGGUGCAUCUGUGUCCAGUGACCCCAGUCCUCCUGCUUCUCAAGGUGCUGUGGCCUCACUCCUGGGCUUGGUAACAUUGCUGGCCUCGGGCUGGUGGGGUGCCAGGGCUGUGAGAGCGCCUGGCUGAAGUGCAGGUGUCCAGCCCAGUCAGCACUGACCGCGCUGGUGUAGGAGCCCAGGUGGAGGGCCCCGUGCCUGAAAGGCAGGUUCUCUGGGAGCCGCUCUGGCUUUGCACCCAGGUGUUUGGGAGGACGGUGCUCCUUGGAGGCCAGCUGUGCUCCUCCCAGAUGCCCUGGAGGGGUCAUUGCAUUGGAGGAAGACACCUGAGAUCAGAGGGGCUGAGAGCUGGCCUGGAGGGGCCGGCACCCUGUGUCUAGAGGAGGGUGAAGUGGCAGCUGUCUUCAGAAUCAAGGUGACCCAGCAGAGCCUCACCCCGUGUAAGCACAGCCUUCCACAUGGACUUCCCUCGGUCCCAGUCCUCUGGGACCUAUCCCUGGCUGCCUCUUGCCUGUCCUCCUUACAGGAGCCCCUCCAGCCCUGUGGAGCCAGAUGUCCCACCGUGGUUCCCAUUGGUGUCCAGGGGCUGUCAGUGGCAGAGGUGCUGCCCACCAACCUUCAGGGCCCUUGGCUGGGGCUGGGCGUGGUGUCCCAGGAAGCAGAGUGCUUCCACCACAGUGAGGCCAGUGUGGGCCUCUGGUCUCCCUGACGGUGGGCGACGUGACUGGGAGGGUUCCAGUGACUGCGUCUGACUUAGGGUUGAGUGGCUUAGAACACAUCUGUAAAGCAGGGUUCAGCAUGGCUGUCCUGUUCCCUGAACCAGGGGUCGAGGGAGAAUCCCAAGACGCCGAAUGUUGUCUUCAUGUCUAAACGCUGCUGUUGAAAGUCCCCCACCACAGUUGGGGUGCUGCUCUGAGAGCCACAAGUCACUGCCAGGUGGAGGGGCAGAGGCCAGGGCAGGAAGAAGCUGAGGAGCAAGGGACUUAGUGCCAGGGAGGGUGGCCAGCAGCACGGGGACGGUUUCAGUGAAUGGUGGCAAAGUCCAGGAUCACGGCGUCCCUUGGCUUCCAUAUCAGCUGUCUUCCAUCUGAAGCCACAUGGACAGGCGCUGGCCUCUCAGUGGGUCUGGAAAGAGGCGCAAGUGCCUGUGGGAGGGUCCCAGGGCACCUCUUGAAGUGGGCAGUCCCACCCUGCCUCCCAGGGGCUCGGUGCGGAGAGGCAGAAGGUGCUUCCAACCUGAAGAGACUGGCGCCUGCCGGCCAGGUGAACUUGCUUCCUUAAAGCCCUGCUCUGCCGUCAGCUCCCCACGCUGCCUUUGGGGUAGGCUGGAGAGAGCCCCUGUGCCUGCCCUGAGCUGGAGGAGCCCCAGCCGUCCCAUGGUGGCAGGGCUGCAUGGCCUCCCUGGCGUUUCUGAGGGCCACUGUCCUUAAGAGCCACCUUGUGUGUCGGGUCUCCCUGCUUCUAGGCUGUCGCCUGGCUGUGUCACUGCUCAGAACCUGGUGUGGUUUAGAAAAACCCUCCACCGCAGAGAUGAAGUGGAAGGCCCAGGUGCUGGUGUCCGGGGGACUGCCUUCUGGCUGGAAGUCCAGGGCCUCUGGGCGGGUCUUCAGAGAUGUCCCCAGCUGUGCUGUGGCAAGGCUGUGUUGACGCUGUGCCCCCCUCCAGCGCAGGCCGUGACCCCUGGAGGAUGCUCGUCAGUGCCCUGCUACGCUGCGAGAGGCUGCCCUUCCCACGCCUGGCCUGGGCCUGGGCCUCCUCCUGGCCGACUCCCGGGAGACCCAGAGGAAGAGGCCUGCUGCACACGCCCCCCACAGCCCCCCCGGACAGGACUGCCCCUGUGUUUACCCGUGCCCUGGCCUUUGGGGACAGGCUUGCCCUGGUGGAUCAGCAUGGCCGCCACACCUACAGGGACCUUUAUUACCGCAGCCUCCGCCUGUCUCGGGAGAUCUGCAGGCUCUGUAACUGUGUGGAUGGGGACCUCCGGGAGGAGAGGGUGUCCUUCCUGUGCGCCAAUGAUGUCUCCUAUGUCAUUGCCCAGUGGGCCUCGUGGAUGAGUGGCGGCAUCGCGGUCCCCCUGUUCCGGAAGCACCCGGAGGCCCAGCUGGAGUACUUCAUCCGGGACUCGCGGAGCUCUGUGGUUGUGGCCGGCCAGGAGUACAUGGAGCUGCUGCGCCCAGUGGUCAGACGGCUGGGGGUCCCGCUCCUGCCUCUGUCGCCUGCCAUCUACCUUGAGGCAGCAGAGGAGCCGGCAGAGGGGCAAGAGCAGGGGCAGGAGUGGGAGUGGGAGUGGCGGGACCGGGGCGCCAUGAUCUUCUACACCAGUGGGACCACAGGGAGGCCCAAGGGUGCUCUGAGCACCCACCGCAACAUAGCAGCCGUGGUUACUGGGCUGGUCCACGCUUGGGCAUGGACCAGAGACGACGUGAUCCUCCACGUCCUCCCUCUGCACCAUGUCCAUGGCGUGGUCAACAAGCUGCUCUGUCCACUCUGGGUGGGAGCCACCUGCGUCAUGCUGCCUGAAUUCAGUGCUCAGCAGGUCUGGGAGAAGUUCUUGAGCACUGAGACUCCCCGGAUUAACAUGUUUAUGGCGGUGCCCACGAUAUACGCCAAGCUGCUGGAUUACUAUGACCAGCACUUCACCCAGCCUCACGUCCGGGACUUUGUGCGUGCCGUGUGUGAAGAAAACAUCAGGCUGAUGGUGUCAGGCUCGGCUGCCCUGCCCACCCCUGUGCUGGAGCAGUGGAAGCACGCCACUGGCCACACACUGCUGGAGCGCUACGGCAUGACUGAGAUCGGCAUGGCCCUGUCCAACCCGCUGGCCGGAACUCGCCUGCCAGGUUCUGUGGGGACCCCGCUGCCGGGAGUGGAAGUGCGCAUCGUCUCGGAGGGCCUGCAGAAGGAGGGCUGCCCCCACGCCGUCCACGCGGAGGGAGACGAGAGCAGGACAAAGGUGUCCCCGGGGUUUGAAGAGAAGGAAGGGGAGCUGCUGGUCAGGGGACCCUCUGUGUUCCGAGAAUACUGGGACAGACCAGAAGAGACAAGAAGUGCGUUCACCGCGGACGGCUGGUUUAAGACAGGGGACACUGCUGUGUUCAAGGAUGGCAAGUACUGGAUCCGAGGCCGGACCUCAGUGGACAUCAUCAAGACCGGAGGCUACAAAGUCAGCGCCCUGGAGGUGGAGCGGCACCUGCUGGCCCACCCCAGCAUCGCAGAUGUGGCCGUGAUUGGGAUUCCAGAUGUGACAUGGGGCCAGCGGGUCACAGCUGUGGUGACUCUUCGAGAAGGACACUCAUUGUCCCUCAGGGACCUCAAGGAGUGGGCGAGAGGCGUGCUGGCCCCCUACGCCAUCCCCUCGGAGCUCCUGCUGGUGGAGGAGAUCCCACGGAACCAGAUGGGCAAGGUCAACAAGAAGGACCUGGUCGGGCAGUUCUACCCGUCGUGAGCAGAGGAGGCAGCGGUGGGAGCUGGAGGACAAGAGGUGGCCCACGCCCACGGCCAUCCCAGGCUCCCCAGUCCUCUGUGUCCUUGUCCAAGGUGCAGCCUCGCAGUCCUAGCCCGCCCCCCCCCCCACCGCCGGGCUGCUGGCCCUCUCCAGGGCAGGUCCCAGGAGGGUCCCGAGGUGCCCUAGGAGAAGAGGUGACGUGAGAUGAACACCCGCCUGAGCUGUGUCACCACCUGCACCCAGCGCCUCCCCAGAGCCCCCAGCCGCCCAGUGCCUCCGGGUGGAGCCUGCGUGCCCUGGGCCCCGGGCAGCCGCGCGCAGCUCUGGGACAGCACUCCGACCCUGCAACUCCUGCCACCGUGGGGCCUGCUGUGUGCCAGGAGGAAAAUGCAUUCCUGAGGCCACAAGCGGCCAUUCCGAUGACGCUGCUCCUGCUUGGCCAGCUCAGCCUCCCUGGCCCCCGCUGUCUCCUCCAUCACUUCUCCUUCCCAGCCCACCUCUCCGCGUGCCCGUCCCCAUGGGCAGCUCUGAGCCCUGGGGCUCCUGGCGCAGGCCCUGCUCGCACCCACCACACUGGCUCCCGCUCCCCGUGGCCUCCCGCUCCCCGUGGCCUGGACCCCAUGCUCUGCUGCCCCUCGGGAGCCGCCUGCCCUCCCAGGGGAAUGUCCCCCGGAGGCCUGUGUGGACCUUCUUAGCAGCUGAGGAAAUGCCUCUGCUGGGGAGGCGGCUUAAGGGUGUGGGGUCCUCCCCCAUCACCGAAUUCACUGUCCAAUGAGGAGGCUCAGGUCCCUGGGAGUGCCCCUGCAGUCCCUGCUGCGUCCACAGUAUGUGUCACACAGCCCCUCAGCCACGAGGCUCUCCCCUGCCCUGGCCUCGCUCGGGCCCCUGCACAGGCCCCAAGGGAGCACGUGGUCACCCCGCGCUGAGACGCAGACCCUCCUGCUAGGAUAGCGCGACUGAGCGCCACGCAGCGGCACAGCACCCACUGGCUAGAGGUGCUCACCCCCGCCACACCUGCUCUCCCAACCUGGGGCUGCUGGCAGAGGGUCAGUGCCCCUGCCCACCCUGGCCGUCGGCGGGCAGCCUACUGCCAUGGAGUAGCACCAGGAGCAGGCUGGAGUUUACAUGGUCACAGGAAGCGGCUCGGGCUGGGCUGGGCUCGGUGGCAGAGCACUUGCCUGUCAUGUGAGAGGCACUGGGUUCCAUCCUCAGCACCAUGUGAAAAAUAAAUAGGAAAAUAAGGGUA